Aureobasidium subglaciale EXF-2481 is the source of this 1781-nucleotide messenger RNA. RefSeq names its product glycosyltransferase family 58 protein. The record is from RefSeq and is a predicted model, not a curated record. Gene Ontology annotation, cellular component: endoplasmic reticulum. Bases 317 to 1570 code for a protein of 417 amino acids. The transcript is spliced from 5 exons. Gene Ontology annotation, molecular function: dol-P-Man:Man(5)GlcNAc(2)-PP-Dol alpha-1,3-mannosyltransferase activity. Lineage: Eukaryota; Fungi; Ascomycota; Dothideomycetes; Dothideales; Saccotheciaceae.
GGGACAGCCACGUUGCGCCCUUGGUAUAUUGUAUAGCUCUACAGGAUCGUUCCUUGCGUUCGAGAUGCGUUGCCGAUCAUCUUGGGCAAUGACACUGGACCACGAGGAACGUGUAGCUGCCAGCUGUGGAAGAAUGUUGGAUGUCCAGAAGGAAGCUGCGAAAUGAGAUGAAAAUGCGGAGAGGAUCAGCCCCGCGGGUCGCAACUCUAGCUCGACAAACAUCUCCUUUUCCAGGACCACGACGACAACGACCACGUGGUGUCGACUCAAGUUUAACGGUGGGGUGCCGUCACUACGGACACAUUCGUUACUAGUCAUGGAUCUCUUCCAGAAGUGUUUGAAUAUUGCCAAGGACCCGUGGCAUACCAGAUGGAUAUGCCCAUUGCUGCUGCUAGCUGAUGCAGGGCUUACGGCAUUGAUUGUGUGGAAAGUACCAUAUACCGAGAUUGACUGGACUGCUUAUGUCGAACAAGUCACACAAUACCUGGCUGGAGAGCGUGACUAUACCAAGAUCCAGGGAGGCACCGGGCCUUUGGUCUACCCAGCGGCUCAUGUUUACAUCUACCAAAUUCUAUAUCGGGUCACCGAUCAAGGAACCGACAUCCCGUUUGCACAAAUAAUCUUUGGGAUACUUUACCUCAUGACGCUUGCUGUGGUCAUGGCAUGCUACCGUAACGCAAAGAUACCACCCUACGUCUUUCCCAUGCUCAUCCUGUCCAAACGUAUGCACUCGAUCUUUACGUUGCGUUUAUUCAAUGACUGCUUUGCCAUAUUCUUCUUCUUUGUGGCCAUCUACUGCUACCAGAAGCGAUGGUGGAUGGUAGGAUCGGCGAUCUAUUCGAUUGGUCUUGGGGUCAAGAUGAGUCUAUUGCUCGCAUUACCUGCAGUUGGAGUCGUGCUUCUGCAGGCAGUCGGUGUAGGUAAUGCAAUUGUCCAUGCUUCAGUGAUUGCAUUGAUACAGGUUCUCCUCUCGCUACCAUUCACUCUGCACAAUCCUCACGGCUACCUCUCACGCGCAUUUGAGUUUACAAGACAGUUCUUCUUCAAGUGGACAGUGAACUGGCGAUUCGUAGGAGAGGAAACAUUCCUCUCCAAGCGAUUUGCAUUAAGUUUGCUGGCUGCUCAUGUCUCUCUGCUUGUCCUUUUUGCUACAACUAGAUGGCUGAAGCCUUCGAAACAGAGCAUCCCCGGAGUCAUCAUGUCAAUCUUCAGCCCUCCAUCGGAGGCGAAGCAAGCGCAGAUGUCGGCGAGAGUAACACCAAGAUUCAUCUUGAUAACGAUUCUCUCGGCCAAUGCCAUCGGCAUGCUGUGCGCAAGGUCUCUCCACUACCAAUUCUACUCCUGGAUUGUGUGGGCCACGCCAGCUCUUCUUUGGCGGGCGGGUUACCAUCCAGCCUUGCAAUAUGCUCUGUGGGGGGCACAAGAGUACGCUUGGAAUGUCUUCCCCAGCACCAACUUCAGCUCGAUGGUUGUUGUACAAGUACUUGGGGCGACAGUGGUCGGCGUGUGGUAUGGAACGAGACGAGAGAUGGCAGGCGGACUGGCAGGAAAGCAUCAGCAUGUAGAAUAGUGUCGUUGAGGUUGUCGGCAGUCGAUAGCCAAGGUAGAUCAUUCGUCUUCGGAGUCGGAGGGCGGCAUCUUUCCAACGUUGGACUCUUCCUCAUCCGAGUCGUCGGCAUCAGCGUAUGAGACUCGUUGGACGAAUUCUUUGGGCCUGUGUAUGCAUCAGCAGCUGGGACGAGAUUCAAGCACGCGACAUGACACACCAGUACUUCUGCUUG